AUGGGUCCUCUCCGACUUGUCUGGCGGCAUGCUACUCUUGCAUUACUUACCACCUGCGCCCUGCUCAUAGUAGCGUUUAAUGAGUGGCCAAAGAAGCGCAUUGCCGAAGUGAUUGCUAUGCUGUGGAUCUCACAGUUCAUGGUAUGGGGAAUAUGGUCAACAUUCGUGAGGCCGCACUUUACAUCACCACUACGCCAUCUACCUCAAGGGACUGGCAGUCACUGGCUCCUGGGACAUGGCCGAAAGCUGACAAGUGGCCUACCUGCGGCACCGAUGAGAGAAUGGAUCACCGAGAUGGAACAUGACGGCUUGAUCCGCUACUUUUUCUUUUUCAACCGAGAACGUGUCCUCGUCUGUUCGCCAUCGGCGCUGAAAGAAGUACUAGUCAGCAAAACCUAUGACUUCCCAAAACCCGCUGCCUUGAGAACGAUCCUUGGCCGCACUCUUGGUUCUGGCAUCCUGCUUGCCGAGGGCGACGAGCAUAAAGCGCAGCGCAAGAACCUUAUGCCGGCGUUUCACUCCCGGCACGUCAAGACCCUAUAUCCGAUGUUUUGGAGGAAGGCCUACGAGGUCAUACAUGCCAUGACAGCCGCCUGCAGUCGUGAUUCCGCCGUCUUGGAAGUCAACUCGUGGGCGUCAAGAUGCACGUUGGACAUCAUAGGUUUGGCCAGCACGGGAAUCGAUUUUGGUGCUAUCCAGGAUCAGAAUAGCCCGUUGGCUUUAACGUAUACAUUUCUCUCGAAGCCUUCGCACCAAAGCAAGACGCUACUGGUGUUAGGGAUGUUCUUGCCUGGGUGGAUAUUGAAAUCACUGCCACUGAAGCGAAACAAAGACAUUGAUAAGGCUACGCAGACGAUUCGCAACACAUGUUGCGAUUUGAUUCAGGAAAAGAAGAGGGAAUCCUCCGGUAAGGAGAGGACGAGCCUGGACAUCGUGUCUGUGGCACUCGAGAGCGGGCAUUUCACAGAUGAGCAGCUCGUGGAUCAGGUCAUGACUUUUCUGGCUGCCGGCUACGGCACGACGGCAUCGGCGCUGACCUGGGCCGUGUAUCAGCUGUCAAGAUACCCUGAGGUACAAAGGAGGCUUCGUAAGGAGAUCCGUGAAAGAUUGCAGCCUAUCGAGGUUGGUUUGGACAUUUCCAGCGUCGAAGUCGACGGCAUGUCGUACCUCAAGGCCGUCUGCAGCGAAGUUCUUCGUACUUACAGUCCUGUCCCACAAACCGUACGCGAAGCAGCCUGCGAUACCACGAUACAGGGACAGUUCAUCCCAAAAGGAACACGUAUCACGCUGGCACCCUGGGCCACCAACGUCGACCCCAGGCUCUGGGGCCCAGACGCGGGUGAGUUUAAGCCCGAGCGAUGGCUCUUGUCAGCGAGUGGUGGUGCCAAUGGCAACUACGCUUUCAUGACCUUCCUCCACGGGCCUCGGAGCUGCAUCGGGUCCGUCUUUGCCAAGGCGGAGCUCGCAUGCCUGCUAGCAGCGUGGGUAGGCAGGUUUGAGUUUAACCUGGAGGAUGAGACGCUGAUGGAUGAGAGGAAUCUCAAGUUCCAAACCGCGGUGACCGCGAAGCCCCUGUGCGGUAUGCAUUUGAGAGUGACGGUCGUGGAAGGUUGGUGA
This is a messenger RNA of Pochonia chlamydosporia 170, 1617 nucleotides long. RefSeq names its product cytochrome P450 97B3. The record is from RefSeq and is a predicted model, not a curated record. The transcript has 2 exons. NCBI's taxonomy places the organism in Eukaryota, Fungi, Ascomycota, Sordariomycetes, Hypocreales, Clavicipitaceae. The coding region runs from base 1 to 1617 and encodes 538 amino acids. Gene Ontology annotation, molecular function: oxidoreductase activity, acting on paired donors, with incorporation or reduction of molecular oxygen; iron ion binding; heme binding.